CGGAUUUUAAUCAUUGCGUCAAUUUCUUGUCUGGUCCUUUUUCUAUUUCACGUGUGAUCUACAUCGUGAUUAUCCAAUAACACCCCUUUUCUAUUGCAGGUAACAGAUAUCCUCUCAUCUCUAGCACAAGCUCUAAACGAUUUGUUUAUAAUAUUAAUGAGCAUUUGUCUUUCAUCACGUUUCCAGCAAAUAUCCAAACGGCUCAGCGAAAAAAACCUGAAGCACAGUACGAUAUCGUUUUGGAGGGAAAUUCGCGAGGACUACGACAGGCUGGCUAAUCUUUGCAAGGAAUUAGACAGCAAUAUCUCCCCGUUGAUCCUUUUGUCUUAUUCCCUAAAUAUGUUCUAUCUUUUGAUUCAGCUGUAUCAUAGUUUAGAAUCGAUUUCCCUGGUGACUGAAAAAAUAUAUUUCGCGUAUUCGUUUUCGUUUCUCAUCUACAAAACCACGUCGGUGUCGCUGUACGCGGCCAGAAUCAAUGACGAAAGCAAAACUCCGACCACCAUUUUGAAUUCGGUCGACUCUUCCCUUUAUAAUGUGGAGAUUCGACGAUUAUUGACUCAGAUCAGUCUUGACAAGACGGCUCUCACAGGUUGCAAAUUGUUUACCAUCACCCGAGGACUUAUACUUAGCGUGGCAAGUGCAGUUGUAACUUACGAACUGGUGCUGAUACAGUUCAGUUCCGCAAACCUAUAUGGUUCAACGUAAAAAGCUGUGACCUGUGCAG
Molecule: messenger RNA, 724 nt
Organism: Cylas formicarius (sweet potato weevil)
Lineage: Eukaryota; Metazoa; Arthropoda; Insecta; Coleoptera; Brentidae
Product: gustatory receptor for sugar taste 64e-like
Exons: 4
Coding region: 157-705 (182 amino acids)
Biological process (GO): detection of chemical stimulus involved in sensory perception of taste; sensory perception of chemical stimulus
Cellular component (GO): membrane
Molecular function (GO): taste receptor activity
Source: RefSeq, a predicted model, not a curated record